AUGGCCAAUGCGGAUUUGGACCAGAUUACUGCGGAGACGGGAAGCUGUGAUGCUCUUGCUGAGUGUGGUCAAUAUGCAGCGUUCGAUAAAUUCAAGUGUCCUUUGAAUGUGUGCUGCAGUAAGCAUGGAUUCUGUGGCUUUGAUGACCAGUUCUGCAAUUCGGAAUGCCAAAAUAGCGGAGGUUGUCUACCUGUCGUGCGGCCAACGUGUUCUGAAAGUACGGAUGCAAUGUCUGCAGAAGUUCGUAUUGGAUAUUACGGCGCGUGGAGUGCAGGUCGUGGCUGUAACGCCCUUGAGCCCGAGGGAAUUCCAGCUGGCGUGUUGACACAUAUCUAUGUCGCUUUUGAGUUCGUGUCUGCAAAUCACGAAAUUACAGACGAGAACGGGCCUGUUGUCGGGCGCGUCUCCAGACUGAAGAGUUUGUAUCCCGGUUUGAAGGUCGUGAUUGCUUUAGGUGGAUGGGUGUUCAAUGAUCGCCCAACACAAACUCGAUUUUCCGACAUGGCCUCUAGCGAGAGCAACAGACAAGCUUUUAUCACUUCCUUAGUUGCAUAUAUGCGAAAAUAUGCUCUCAACGGCGUUGAUAUAGAUUGGGAGUAUCCGGUAGCUGAUGACCGUGGAGGUAUCCCACAAGACUUUGACAAUUUUGUAACGCUUGUAUCUGAAAUUCGCGCCAAGUUUGAUUCGAUUGAUCCAGGGUGGGAGCUCACCAUGACUCUCCCUGCCAGCUAUUGGUAUCUUCGUGGUUUUAACGUUAAAGGUCUUGUGAAGUAUGUCAACUGGUUCAACGUCAUGACGUACGAUAUCCACGGACUGUGGGAUCAGAAGAAUGUUUGGACAGGUCCUUUCCUCAAAGGUCAUACCAAUAUCACAGAAAUUGAAGAUGGUCUAGACCUUUUAUGGCGGAAUGGCAUCACCCCCGACAAGGUUGUCAUGGGUUAUGGAUUCUACGGCCGUGGGUUUACAAUGACCGACAACUCUUGUAGCACACCCCCGAGCUGCACGUUUAGCGGGCCUGCAUUUCCUGGUGAUUGCACAAACGAGCCAGGUAUUCUAUCGUACAAUGAGGUCAUCGGCCAUGAGAAACAGCUGAGUUCCCAUAAAUUUUAUGAUGAGAAAUCAUCGGUAAGAUGGAUGGUAUACGGAUCGAAUCAAUGGAUCUCCUGGGAUGAUGCUCAGUCUUUUGAGGCGAAAAAGAAAUUCAUGUUUUCUCGCUGCCUGAAAGGACUGAUGAUCUGGGAGUUGGGGCUUGACACUGCCGACUUCCAAGCGCUGACCGGUCUUUUUGGUGAAGAUGCCGUUGGAAACGCACUACGGGACACUUCUUUGAACCCUGGAGAGAAAGACAAACUUGCCAGGGAUCUCGCAGCGUUUACUGGUCAAAAUUGCUACGUCACUUCGUCCUGCACCAAAGGGGGUCGGUCUGAGGGCGGUCAAACUAGUAUAUGUAGUUCUGGGUACUCUUCAGUAGAGGUUGCACAUAACCCAACACAGAUGAAUCGGCACCCCGAGCGUGGUAGUCCAGAAGUAUGUGAUGAAGGAGAGUUCCAUCAUAUAUGUUGCCCGACGGAAGCGCAGCCCAGGAACUGCGACUGGGAGGGAAUCCCACAAAAAGACAUCAUGGGUUGUAAAAGAGGCUGCGGACCUUCUCAAUUUGAGCUAACAAAUGAUGCAUAUAUUGACAAAUUUGGCCUCAAGGAAUGUGGGGUUGGCUCUAAGAGCUUAUGCUGCGAUUCCACCCAGAUUCUACAAAAGUGUCAUUGGACAAGCUGUCUCUUUUCUUCUGGCACGAGUAACUGCGCCGUUAACGAGGUCAGCGUGGCUACCCGAUACGAUGCAGACGAUGGGACCAACUGUAAAUCGCAGACUGGACUUGGCAAUGGAGGUACUCAAGGACCUAUGACUGCGCAAUAUUUUCGGUCAUAUUGCUGUCCCAAGGAUGACCCCUUGGAGGAUUGCCAGUGGUCCAAUGACCUAUCUCGAGCGCCUAAAGAACAUACGCUGCGAAGAUGUGCACUCAAAACUUGCGAUAGUGGUGAAUUAGAGAUCACCGAAGCUUUGAAGCCAUCUACACUCUACGAGCUACAAAAAGAACAAGGCGCAGAAGUUUGUGACUUCUACAACGGACUUCCAGGUUUCGCUCCUGAAUACCCGCUUUGUUGUUCUCCCCCGUCUAAAUUUGACAGAGAUUGGCCUGUCAACCCGGCUUAUCUAUGGAACGGCGCGCAUGUUGGCGAGAAAGAUGAUGUCUCCUGGGUAUUUGCAGACAACUUCGGCAACAACAACAAGGACACUUCUCCCACAAAUCUCGAAGAAAAUCCCGGUGAGGAUCCAUACGGCUUUGUUAUGCUGGAUGGCCCCCCUGGAUCUAUCGCAAAACAGUUCGAUGCCCAGUUCACGGUAAUAACUCGCGAUGAACCCCUCAUUAUCAAACCAAGAUCUCUGGUCACAACGAACAAAACAGUCCUCGAUGCAACCUUCGAUCACUUGGAAGAAACUGUGCAAGUAUAUUGCAAUCAUCAUCAAGACUCUAAGCAUUGUAAUGAGGUCUUCUACAAAGGUGCGAAGGAUACGAUUAUCAAACUCCCGGACCACGUCGGUGAAGGUCCCUACGCUCGAAUUGUCUCCAUGGAACCAAUGCUCGAACCAACACAGUUACCGCCAUGGGCCAUACGCAAACGAACUGAACAAAACUUACAUGGUAACGGCAUUUAUAAGCUAGUUUUUGAUUAUGAUUUCCACGCGAUUAAGCGAGAAGAAGGGGAAGAAGUUUUCAUGAGAGUCGAUUAUACAAACUUGCAAAAGUACUGGGGGGAAAUAACAGACGAAGACCCUAAAAACUGGAGGAAGAAACGUUCCGAACAAACCAACUUUCAGUCAUGGAAGGCUCGAGUGGACAAGGCAAAGAAUGCGCCCAAUGCCACGCUUCAAGAUGAUUGGAAAUUUUCUACACGUGGGAAAGCCGACUUUUCUCCCGAGGGACCUAUCUCUCCCGCACCUCGAAAAGAUAAUUGCACCGAUCAAGCCAGCGAUAUAGAGCUCACGCGCCCAGGAGGACUUGUACGUCGAGGGUAUGGUCCAUUUCUCAAUUGGUUCAGAAAGCUUACGACUAUUACCAAGGAAGAAGCCGGUGUGCUUCCCAUGGGUUUGAAUCAACAAUUUACAAUUUACAGCGGCCGUCUAAAGUGUAGCGAUGGGCCUGUAACAAUUACCGCUGGCCUCGAUAUCACAGCCGAAACAACUAUCGAAAUGGGCGCCAAGUAUGCGUACUACUUCUCAGGGACGGUAGUGCCGCCCAAAAUUAUUGACACAUAUGUUUACGUUGGAGCGCAACCAAAAGUCUAUGCCGGUGUGAACAUUCGAGGCAAUGCUCAACUAGCCUACAAGAGUGAAGUACGACGAUUGAUUGACACCAUCACAUAUCCUGGCCUUUCUAUUAGAGGUAUCGCGACAGUGGGACCUAGUCUAGAUCUCUGGGGCCAGAUAGAAGCUUCACUGACCAUUUCUGGCCAGGUAAAAGUUGGUGCUCAGUAUGUUUUUCAGCCAGUGGAGCUUUAUCUGCCCAAUGAUGACGCAACACAUGAUCGUGCGAGUGAUAAGCUCAGUGAUAUGAAGACAGAUCAUGCCGGUAUGUCGCCUGUCUUCCAAGCUAAUGUAAAGGCAGAGCUUGAUGCACAUCUAAGAAUCACACCUGAGCUUAAUUGUGGAAUAAGAGUGGGUGGCAAGAUAGGUCCUCUUCAUGGCACACUCGUGGAUGCCCAAGUUACUGCUUUCAUGAAUACAUCGGUCCAUUUCAACGCCUUGGCAACUGCAAGCACAGAUGGACUAACAAGUAGUUGGGAGUACGGCUACAAAGUCGAGCUUCUGUGGAGGAUUGGAAUCGCAGCUGUUGCCACAGUCUGCUGUAAAUAUGGCAGCUGGCGAACGAAGGUAUACUACCCAGUGGAUUGGCAAACCCUUCCUCUAUACGGACCUGUACUCGUCAAAUCUUCGGGGGAUUCCAGUAGCACCAAGCGAAGAGACGUUGAUGCAGACCCCUGGACUCUUUCCGAGAAACCUCUACCGAACCCAUUGUUUGGCUGGUCCAGCACCGCACCGCUGGACGUUUCAUCAUCGAGCUUUGACUCAAACACGAACACUUCCUUGGUCCGUCGACAGGCUCGAGCGAAGGAAACUGAAUUUAUGCUGGGUUCCUUCAAGUGUACUUCGGGACCUGGCAAAUGCGGUACGCCUUCAAUUAACAGAAACACUGGGCGUGAUGCGACUACUUUGGCGAACAUAGAGCGGCCGAAUAGGCUUCAAAAGCGAGUUCCAACAGAUUGCCGGCUCAGGAUUCCGAACUUAUAUUAUAACUGUGAAGGGUUCUUUGCCGACGUUACUGUACAAAGUCAAGUCACAUCUGUCACUAUUCCUGGCCUUUGUAGCAGUGUAAGAACAUUUCUGGGUAAUCGAGGAAUCAAUAACGAUCAGUAUGUCUUGACUUGGGACAGCGCAAGACAAGCCAAACGAAGAGAAGAAACCUGUGGUUCUUCUCGAAAUAUCUGCUCUGAACGCCCCGGAGAUGAUGGAGAAAACGCAAGAUACAAACACGCACUCGGUGCGCCUUGGGAUCAAAUCCUCAAUCUUGUCAACUGUGACGAAUUCCCUUUCGCCUCCACAGAAGAAGGUGGAUGGGGUUAUACUGGGUCUGAGCUUGGCUUAGCUCCAGUCAAUCCAACUGGAACAACUCGGACGUGCAUACCUUCCUGGCAAAAUGAUCUACAAGGACAGUGCAAUAAUCUAAUGAAUCGCAUUAAUACGAAUGUGCGGUACUUCAAUGACCCCGAAAAUCCUGAUGAUAGUCCAGAAAACGCCAACUGGCAAUCCUGGAUCGCAAAAAACGGCGGUUGGGAAAAAGCCGACACGUCACUAAGCUGGUUUCAAAAGCGCAACUUCACCUUACACCUGGUCAACAACCCCGAGACAGGCCCAUCAACUUUUCCGGACAAUCAAUUUCAAUCUGGCUCACUUUUCUCGACCGGUGGGAGAGUUCCCGCAGUGCAAAACAACGGCGCUAUGACCAAUGCCGCGUGGAUUAUCUGCGCCGUCAAUCUUCGAGGUCAAGAUCGAUAUCGAUUCGGGCGAAACCUAGUAGGUGCUUUAGCGCAUAAUGGCUGGUGUUGGGACGGGCAGAGCACAACUGCAGCUUGGGGGGGAGUAAACAAUGUGCAACGCCUUCAGUAUUUUGCAUGCGAUGUCGACUUCGUUGGCUCAAUUCGUCAGAAAAGAGGCGAGCCUGAACCGGUCCCCAUUGGUUACUUUGGUGGUGAACCAAUAUAUAAUGUGAAACGAUCGGACGAUCGUCAUGUUUUCGACAUUGACAUCCCAAUUGCAGAGGCAAGAAUACCUGAUUACCGGCACUCAGUACCACUGAGCGAUUAA
This is a messenger RNA of Glarea lozoyensis ATCC 20868, 5421 nucleotides long. Its product is annotated as (Trans)glycosidase. The coding region runs from base 1 to 5421 and encodes 1806 amino acids. Gene Ontology annotation, molecular function: chitin binding; hydrolase activity, hydrolyzing O-glycosyl compounds. The record is from RefSeq and is a predicted model, not a curated record. The transcript is spliced from 14 exons. NCBI's taxonomy places the organism in Eukaryota, Fungi, Ascomycota, Leotiomycetes, Helotiales, Helotiaceae. Gene Ontology annotation, biological process: carbohydrate metabolic process.